UUAACUCGUCGAUGUGUGCCAUGGCAGGGUCGUUUGCCAUUGCUUUUUUUCCCUUCAAGUGGAGAAGUAAUUUCUGAGCCACUCGGUGUAGUACUCAUAUUUGCAUCAUGGAACUUCCCAAUCGCACUCUCGUUGGAUCCAUUGAUCGGGGCUAUAUCUGCUGGAAACACGGCGGUUCUGAAACCCUCGGAGCUAGCCCCAGCUUGCUCCUCGUUUCUCGCCGACACCAUUCCUCACUACUUAGAUAGCAGGGCCAUUAAGGUCGUCAGUGGUGGUGCAGAUGUCGGUGACCGAUUGCUUCAGCAGAAGUGGGACAAGAUAUUCUUCACCGGGAGUCCUAGAGUGGGACGCAUUGUGAUGUCGGCUGCUGCGAGGCAUCUAACACCGGUUACUCUUGAGCUCGGCGGAAAAUGCCCCACCAUUCUGGAUACUCUCUCCAGUCCCUCAGAAAUAAAGAUAGCAGUCAAGAGAAUAGUUGGGGCAAAGUGGGGACCGUGUAGCGGACAAGCAUGUAUAAGCACAGAUUAUGUGCUAGUCGAAAGAAAGUUCGCCCCGACUCUGAUUGACUUGCUGAAGCUGACAAUCAAGAAUUUCUAUGGUGAUGAACCUCGAAACUCAAAGAACAUGUGCAAAAUCAUCAAUAAGCACCACUUCGAGAGAUUGCGCAAUCUGAUAGAAGAACCUGCUGUUGCGGCUUCCAUUGUACAUGGCGGUUCAUUGCAUGAAAAAGAGCAGUUCAUUGAGCCAUCAAUUCUGCUGGAUCCUCCUCUUGAUGCUGAGAUAAUGACGGAAGAAAUCUUCGGCCCGUUGCUUCCAAUAAUCACAUUAAACAACAUUCGAGAAAGUGUCGAAUUCAUAAACUCCAGGCCCAAGCCUCUUGUCAUAUAUGCCUUCACGAAGGAUGAGUCGUUCAAGAGGCAACUAGUGUUGGAAACAUCUUCCGGAGGCGUGACAUUCAACGAUACCAUGGUUCAGUUCCUAUGUGAUGAUCUGCCUUUUGGGGGCGUCGGUCAGAGCGGAUUCGGGAGGUACCACGGGAAGUACUCUUUUGAAACUUUCAGCCAUGAAAAAGCCAUCAUGACAAGAGGCUUCUUCCCUGAGAUCGAGCCGAGGUAUCCUCCGUGGAACCGCUUCAAGCUGCGGUUCAUCAGGCACGCUUACGAGUUUGACUACUUCGGCCUGCUGCUUCUGCUGCUCGGAUUGAAAAAGUAACAGAAACGGAUUGCCUAUAUUAGUAAUGCGGUGAAUGGUUUUGCGUCAACUUUUCGCUUUGAAUUUCUAUCUAUAAUAAAGCUCUUCACGAAGAUCAAUUUUCAGGAGAGCAGGCAUGAAUUUCCUUUCGUUCUAGUGAAAGUUUUUGUCGGGCAUGCUAUUGUAGAGUGAAAAACUUUAUCUUGCACUGGCGUCCGAACUGUUAGAUUUUUUGCUC
Messenger RNA from Eucalyptus grandis, 1429 nucleotides. Its product is annotated as aldehyde dehydrogenase family 3 member F1. Gene Ontology annotation, cellular component: cytoplasm. The annotation marks the transcript as partial. The record is from RefSeq and is a predicted model, not a curated record. Gene Ontology annotation, molecular function: aldehyde dehydrogenase (NAD+) activity. Lineage: Eukaryota; Viridiplantae; Streptophyta; Magnoliopsida; Myrtales; Myrtaceae. Gene Ontology annotation, biological process: aldehyde metabolic process. The transcript is spliced from 8 exons.